Exaiptasia diaphana is the source of this 2096-nucleotide messenger RNA. RefSeq lists its product as uncharacterized. The record is from RefSeq and is a predicted model, not a curated record. The coding region runs from base 517 to 1689 and encodes 390 amino acids. Gene Ontology annotation, biological process: monoatomic cation transport; positive regulation of interleukin-1 production. Gene Ontology annotation, molecular function: channel activity. NCBI's taxonomy places the organism in Eukaryota, Metazoa, Cnidaria, Anthozoa, Actiniaria, Aiptasiidae. The transcript has 2 exons.
GAAGUUCAACGGUUGUAAUUUUGACUGCUUCGAGUAAAGAAAUCGAUGGAUUUAGGCUAACAAGUGCCGGUAGAAAACUGGGUAUGUUUUUUCGUCAGUAUUCCGCAAAGUACCAGAAAUAGUAGGGAUUUGGAAAAGAUGAAACGGAUCAGUUGGUCAGUGAAACACAACCCAAGCUGACUGUUUUGGAGGAUAUUUUCUUUGUGAAAAAGGUUUCAAGAUCAAAUCUCAAGUGAAAACUGUCUGACUGUCAACCAAAUAUCUGAAUUGAAAGAUGUCAUCAACUUGAGUAGGCGCUGAGUAGGAAUUUGUACGUCUAARCCAAGUCAUUUUCUACAUUGAGCAAUACAAAAUGGAACCAACAUAGCAGUCACUGCAGCUUCAAAGACCUUCAAGAUUCACAAAUCUUCUUAGACGUUUUCCACAGUUUACACUUUAUUUAAGAUUGAAAUCGUCUCAAAGCGAAGAGUGCGAAUCAUCCAAAUUUGCGAGUAAAAGUACAACCCUGGAUCAAUUAUGGAAUACAAGAUAGUUGGUAUUAAUCAUAAUGGUAUUACAAUCGAGUCACCGUUAGACAGAGCGGUUAAAUGGCUUUCCGUCUACUUGAUUGGUGGAUUGGCRCUAUUUCUUCUUGUUAAGGAGCAUGUAUUCGAUGACGCAAUGGAGUGCCAACCAAUCAACAAAGCCAUCAAGGAAAACCUCUCGUACUCUCAGACCCAGGCUAUCUAUGACAAGGCGUUCUGCUCGGCCAACAUGAGCGACUUUACACAUAACCUUGUCCGCGCGCAGUCUGAGUUCGAGCAUCUARUGAAAACCAUUCCUGGAGUGUCAGUGGUAGGAGUAAAAGGAAACCCCGAACAAAUGUAUCAGCGKUAUUUCCCAUUUGCAUUGUUGGUCCAGGCCKUUUUUUCAUACACACCUGUGUUGCUAUGGUUACUGUGGGCAACAGAGGAGCUGGUUAUAUCGAUUAAGUACAUAGCUCGUUCAUGUCAGGAUUUGAUUGACAGGAGUCAUCAGACUGRUGACCCCGUACAUAGCUCAAGCAGUCCAGUGGCCUUUAAAACACGCGGGAACGAYCCGGAAGAAAARCAAAAGAAAUGGGGUGAAAUCGAAUGUCAGAUCGAUGACUGGCUCGAUCAAAAGUUCUUAUCAAGAUUAUAUAUAACAAAACUAGUGAUCACGGAGCUUAUCUUAAUAUUAUUCCUUAUUCUAUAUUUCAUGUAUGAUAAGCUCAACAUCUCUCAAUUCAAGGCUCAUUUUGUUUGCCGCGUAGAAAACCAGUCUUUGGUCACGUGUAUUUUACCUAUAGUUAAGMUCUACAAGAUGAUUUGGUACACAAAUAUUAUUAUCAUUGACUGCUGUAUUAUGUUCACGACAUUUCAGUUCUUCUACAUACUCUGUGGUAUAUUGAGACCSAGRGAUUUCUUCUUUCUUACAUAUAUGGACAUAGGAGGGGACUCGCACGUGACUGCCAUCACGGAUGCACACGUGAUUUCGUACUUUUGCUUCCAGAAUCUUCGUUUUAUGCCUCCCARUAUUUUAGUUUGUAAGGCAGCCARGUCAAAGAUAUCAAAAAUUGCCUCAAGUACUCUAAUAUCCUUUGGUGAAACAGCGAGCGAGUUGUCGGACAACGAUUCACCGUUUUACUCUGCGUCAAAUACACCACAAGGAGUCGUCAAAAAUAAUUAGUAAUCAUUACAACCCUCUGGAGUACGACCACUCUGGUAGCGCAGUGGUCGCUAUACACUUAGUGAACCCUUUUAGUGGGGCUUUCAUUAUAUUCACAUGCAGAACACAAUUAUUUAUAUUAUGAACGUCUAAAAUUCGGUCAUUUAAGGCGUAAAACUUCUUGGUUGUUUUAUAAAAGUGACUGCUGUCACCUCAGAGUUCUUCAAUUAACUUAAGGAAGAUACGAAGUCAAAACGUAAUGGGUAUUUCCUACAAAAUUAGUGUUUUUAAAAAUUCCAGAUAUAUAAAUACACACUUGGCAACUGUUGAACAAGACUGGGUAACGAGUUGUGGUGAAAACGGUCGAUAUAAGUGCAGAAAAAGAAAUUUAACAUAUAGGCAAAUAAUAACGAAGUAAAAUGGUGAAC